Tetrahymena thermophila SB210 is the source of this 657-nucleotide messenger RNA. Its product is annotated as thioredoxin. The transcript has 3 exons. Gene Ontology annotation, biological process: protein folding. Lineage: Eukaryota; Ciliophora; Oligohymenophorea; Hymenostomatida; Tetrahymenidae. Gene Ontology annotation, cellular component: endoplasmic reticulum. The record is from RefSeq and is a predicted model, not a curated record. Gene Ontology annotation, molecular function: protein disulfide isomerase activity.
AUGUAAAAGUUAGUUAUCGUUUUAGGUUUAUUAGCUGUUUUAUGUGCAGCCCACUCCUUCAAGCAAGGAGGUGCAGUUAAGUAAUUAACUGUUGACGAUUUCACCGCUGUUACUGGUAUUGGUUCUGGAAAACUUACAAAGAAUACUUUCGGUAUGUUCUACGCUCCUUGGUGCGGUCACUGCAAGAAACUUAUUCCUACUUAUGAUGAAUUCGCUGAAAAGGCUACUGAUAUCAAUGUUGUUGCUGUUGACUGCACAACCAACAGAGCCAUCUGCGAUUAAUUAGAUGUUAAGGGAUAUCCCACUUUACUUUACUUCACCACUGAAAACAAGCAAAUUAAGUUUAAUAAGCCUAGAACUCUCGAAUCUCUCUAAAGUUUCGUUUCUAAUGAUUACAAGUAAGAAACUGGUGUUGAUAUCACUUUCUAGACCGUUUCUGGUGGCAGUUCUGCUCCUAGCUCUGGUAUUUCUGCUUAAGUUCAUAAAUUCAUUGACUCAGUUGGUGGUCCCACUGUUUUCGGUGUUGGUGUUCUUGGUGCCUUCGUCCUCUUGGCUGUUGUUUUAAGUUUCAUGUGUGGUGGUUCUGAUGAUAAGAAAGAAUAAACCACCCGUUAAUCUGACGAAGAUAAUGCUAAGAAAUCCAAGAAAAGAGAAUGA